GGAGCGGGCCGGGCGGGCCAGUGGGCCAGGGGAUGGCGCUGCUGGCCCUGGCCCUGGAGGGAAUGGCCGUGUUCGGGUUCGCCCUCUUCUUGGUGCUGUGGUUGAUGCAUUUCAUGGCCAUCAUCUACACCUGAUUACACCUCAACAAGAAGGCAACCGACAAACAGCCAUAUAGCAAGCUCCCAGGUGUGUCUCUUCUGAAACCGCUGAAAGGGGUAGAUCCUAAUUUAAUUAACAACUUGGAAACCUUCUUUGAAUUGGAUUAUCCCAAAUACGAGGUACUCCUUUGUGUACAAGAUCAUGAUGAUCCAGCCAUCGAUGUAUGUAAGAAGCUUCUUGGAAAAUAUCCAAAUGUCGAUGCCAGACUGUUUAUAGGUGGCAAAAAGGUUGGCAUUAAUCCUAAAAUUAAUAAUUUAAUGCCAGGAUAUGAAGUUGCAAAGUACGAUCUUAUAUGGAUUUGUGAUAGUGGAAUAAAAGUAAUUCCAGACACACUUACUGACAUGGUUAAUCAAAUGACAGAAAAAGUAGGCUUGGUUCAUGGGCUGCCUUACGUAGCAGACAGACAGGGCUUUGCUGCCACAUUAGAACAGAUAUAUUUUGGAACUUCACACCCAAGGUACUAUAUCUCUGCCAACGUAACUGUUUUCAAAGGUGUAACAGGAAUGUCUUGUUUAAUGAGAAAGGAUGUGUUAGAUCAAGCAGGAGGACUCAUAGAUUUUGCGCAAUAUAUUGCUGAAGAUUACUUUAUGGCCAAAGCUAUAGCUGACCGAGGUUGGAGGUUUGCAAUGUCCACCCAAGUUGCAAUGCAAAACUCUGGCUCCUAUUCAAUAUUUCAGUUUCAAUCCCGAAUGAUCAGGUGGACCAAACUGAGAAUUAACAUGCUUCCUCUUACGAUAAUUUGUGAGCCAAUUUCAGAGUGCUUUGUUGCCAGUUUAAUUAUUGGAUGGACAGCGCACCACGUGUUCAGAUGGGAUAUUAUGGUAUUUUUCAUGUGUCAUUGCCUGGCGUGGUUUAUAUUUGACUACAUUCAACUCAGAGGUGUCCAGGGUGGCACACUGUGUUUUUCAAAACUUGAUUAUGCUGUCGCUUGGUUCAUCCGAGAAUCCAUGACAAUAUACAUUUUUUUGUCGGCAUUAUGGGACCCUACGAUAAGCUGGAGAACUGGUUGCUACAGAUUGCGCUGUGGGGGUACAGCAGAGGAAAUUCUAGAUGUAUAACUACAGCUUUGUGACUGUAUAUAAAGGAAGAAAGAGAAGUAUUAUAAAUUAUGUUUAUAUAAAUGCUUUUAAAGAUCUACCUUCAUUAGUUUUAUCACAUGUAUGUUUUGGUAUCUGUUCUUUAAUUUAUUUUUGCAUGGCACUUGCAUCUGUGGAAAAAAAAAAAAACACAUCUGUAGUCUUGGCCAAAUGAUACACUUUAUUUUGUGGAAAUAGAAAAAAAUCAAAAGAACUGGUUCCAGGAACCUGGGUUUGUUUUAUGUUGCUGUUUAUUUUUUUAAAAUAGAUAAAUAAAUGCAUAUAUAUAUGAACACUCUGCAACAAACACUAUGACAGUAUCUUUCAGUAGAGAAAGUUUCUUAUUUGUGAGUACACUCUUUGAGGAUGUUUGUGGGUGGGAUGGCAGCAGCUUUGGGGAUUUAGAAAAGACUGGAAGGUAAUGACUAUUCAUGUCCAGUGUGAAUGGUAUUUAUUAUGCAGUUGAACAACCCACAGCAAGGUACUAAGAAACUUUUUCAUGUUUAUGCCUACCUCUUAUAGUUGUUGCAGAGCAAAUAUAAAUUGUGAUAAGGUAGCUAGGCCUUGCAGAAACAAACGGGAAAAAACUU
Molecule: messenger RNA, 1825 nt
Organism: Nycticebus coucang (slow loris)
Lineage: Eukaryota; Metazoa; Chordata; Mammalia; Primates; Lorisidae
Product: ceramide glucosyltransferase-like
Exons: 1
Coding region: 417-1217 (266 amino acids)
Biological process (GO): glucosylceramide biosynthetic process
Cellular component (GO): membrane
Molecular function (GO): ceramide glucosyltransferase activity
Source: RefSeq, a predicted model, not a curated record